UGACGCCGGGAAUUCCGUACAUGUGUAAUACCACAUAAUACAUUAGUAUAUACGAAGAUAAAAGGUCAAUGGGAUAAUAAGACUUGAACCUUUGAUAUUUAACAGCAAGAUUAUAUUUUGAGGAACUUCUACGUACUAUUCAAUGUGAAGACAUUUAGUCAUGGAUUCAACAUGGUUACAUGUAUUUCUCCUUAUGAGUGGAAUUUAUAGCGGAUACGUCGGUGGAUAUCAGAAACUGGAUUUAAACGAUAAAAUAAAUCAAGUAUUCAACGAGAGAAAGAGGGAAAUCGCAACCAAUAAUCCCCCACAUCGCAUGGCCGAUCUGUUAAUGGAUGAUAACAACGGGCUGCACCUUUUCGACUACGGAAAAACGAUAGAAAACACAAAAAUUAUCCGAUUCCAAGAAACGUUCAAGGGCAUUCCUAUUCACAAUGCUUACGUCACAGAAGAAGUCGAUUCCGACACGGGCGAGUGGACAGGGCAGGUUUCCGGUAUUUGGUAUGAAAGACUAGAAGAAGAUAUACCAUCAAUUGCUCCUCAGCUGAAUGAAAAUCAGGCCUUGUAUAUUGCAUUGUUCAAUGAAGGAUUGAAGAAUAUGUCUGAAGUACAGGGUUGUAAAAUUAUUUUAACCAUUGUCCCAAUCAACGAGACUGCAGCACUCUGUUAUGAUGUGACCUUGACAAUCGUUUCGCCAGGAAGUAUGAAAACACCGGGCUUUUUUAUUGAUGCAAAUUCAGGUCAAAUACUGAGAAAAAUGCAACGAUUACAAAAUUCCGUAAUAAAUGCUGUUGGUGGAAAUACUAAAACAAAGAAAAUUAACUACGGGGUCGAUUUUCCACCAUUAGAAGUCAGAACCAACAGAAAGGGAAAGCGUUGUCGAUUGAAAUCAAAAUAUGUACGUGUGUACGACUUACAAUCUGCAACAGAGCUCCCAGCAGGAUCUAAACCAUUUACAUUCCAAUGCGAAGACGGUGUAAAAGAUGAAGUCAAUGGUGGCUUUUCUCCUCUGUCUGAUGCAUUUUAUAUGUCACAGCGAGUGUUCGAAAUGUUUGAAGAUUGGGCUCACAUACCAGUCGUACCCAACCCUCCGAUUGACAUAUGGAUACAUUACGGAGAUCUGAAAUUUGCGGCGAUGUACAAUGGAAGGAAUCUGGUUUUUGGUGAUGGUAAUAAGAACUUCUUCCCUCUCGUCACGUAUGACGUAGUCGGUCACGAGUUUGCUCAUGUGUUCACUGAAAGUCACUCAAAUCUCGAGUACGAGAACCAGUCAGGUGGAAUUAACGAGGCAUAUUCCGACCUUGCUGGCGAAGCUUUUGAAUUAUAUGCGACGGGGACUUACGAUCUUCAUAUAGGUGCUAAAGCCGAUAAAAAUGACGAGGAAGGCAUUCGUGAUUUAUGUAAUCAAAACAAAGAUGGAAACUCCAUAGUACAUGUCAAAAAUUAUUUUGACAAGAUGGAAGUUCAUUUGUCGAGUGGAAUCCUUAAUAGGGUUUCUUGUACAUUGAUCAAAGACCCGACUAUUGGGCUUAAAGUUGCUUUUCAGAUUUAUACCCACGCUAACAGAUUUUAUUGGAGCCCUAACAGUAAUUUUUCCGAUGCUGCUUGCGGAAUACUCAAGGCCACUUAUGAUCUCGGGCACGACACAGAUGUUAUCCGAGGCGCACUAAACGGAGUCGGAAUUACCGGUUGUAAACUGGAAUCAUACAUUCGUAAGAUUUACGGAAAAACACACAUUAAAAGUUUAUCAGCAAACGAAAAUGAAAACAUUGUCUUUGGUUUCAACGGACAUUUGUCUGUAGCUCGGAUUAUUCGAGUUUUUACGGAAGGUGGGUCCGGCGAUGUGGACUUGUUCGUGAAUAAUGGACUAAAACUGGACAAAGCUUCCACGAAAUACAAAUCUACUUUCAAAGGGAACUUCGAGGUUGUACAGAUUCCAUAUACGGAAUGUGCGACGAAUAUUUGUUUCAUUCAUCUUGUUCCCCGACUUCGAAACUUCAAGGGAGUUUCCUUUGAAAUUGAUAUUAUUUAGAGUACCUCAGAUUUAAUAGGCUAACAAUCUGGUGUAAACCUGUACUGAAACUCUGUAGAAUGAAUACUAGGUGUUCAGUAUUUUUAAUGCUUGAAUCAAUAAAAACUACGUUCUGACGCAUGCUGUUGAAUUACUGACAGGGAACCUUAAUUUGAAUAUGGAACACGCGUGUCAUCCACCUGUUUUGAUCUGCUUCACUCCAAUGAUAUAGCCGGCUAUUGGUACUUUGCGGAACGGAACCGAUUGUGGGGUACCCUAAGGGGGAAUCCACUGUAAAAAAAAAAUUUGGUUGUAAAAAUAAAAUACUGGACUUUAAUCUUCUAGUUAUAUACAUAAUUGUGUCCAUUGAUGCUGGCCUAAGAGAAGUAGAGAGUUGUAAAACACAAUACCAGGAUUUAAAGUUGUAUUUUUUAAAUAUACAAUUGUGUUCAAUCAUCUGACCUUUACUUCUGCGUUGAUAUCUGUAGUUAAUGUAUAAACUAUGCUUAAUUUUCGAUUUGCAUUUAUUACUGAUAUAAAAUGGAUAUUUUCUGCGCUGGUUCCGUUCCGUUUCGCUAAAUACCAAUAUCCGUGUGGAUAUUAGUAUUUAACGGAACGGAAAGAAACAUCGAAAUUCAAGAGUUAUUCUACAUCUACAAUUAGACACUUGCUAUUCAAUUAUGCUCAUUCUUUUUAAUCGUACAGAAUCUUAAGACAACGAAUUAUCUUUUUUUCCGAUGGGGGUGGGGGUGGAAAUAACUGCUUUCGUACACAUUCGUGUGUUUUUGAACAUGUCUGAAAUUUUUUAUUGCAAUUUGUUUCGGUUUUGAAGGCGAAUUUUCACACAUGUUCAAUCGCAUCUUAAGACACCGAAUUCCCUCUUUUCUUUUUCUUGUUGUGGUUUUUUUUUUUUGGGGGGGGGGAUGGGAUUGUAAAUUAAUGCCACGUUAUUUUCUCCUGUUUUUGUUGAAGCUUUCAUUUUCAUCGGUUUAUUUGAUCACUCUGAACGUCAGAGGAGUUGUUAAUUUCAAAAAUCAAUAUACAUAUAGAUAUAUAUAGGAUUCCGUUCCGUUCCGCUAAAUACCAAUAGCCGUGUGGAUAUUAGUACUUAACGGAACGGAACGAAACAUCGAAAUGGAAGUGUUAUCCUACACCUACAAUUAGUCUUUUGUUAUUCAAAUAUGCUCAUUCUUUUUAAUCGUACAGAAUCUGAAGACACCGAAUUAUCUUUUUUCCUAUGGGGGUGGGGGUGGAAAUAACUGCUUUCACACACAUGCAUGUGUUUUUGAACAUGUCUGAAAUUUUUUAUUGCAAUUUACUUUGGUUUUGAAGAUGCAUUUAACACGUGUUCAAUCGCAUCUUAAGACACCGAAUUCCCUCUUUUCUUUUUCUUGUGUUGUUUUUUUGGUUUUUUUUGGGGGGGGGGGGGGGUGAUUUUUUUUGGGUAAAUUAAUGCCAGGUUAUUUUCUCCUGUUUUUGUAGAAGCUUUCAUUUUCAUCAGUUUAUUAUUUGAUCACUCUGAAAGUCAGAGGAAUUGUUAAUUUGAAAAA
This is a messenger RNA of Ostrea edulis (European flat oyster), 3558 nucleotides long. Its product is annotated as virulence metalloprotease-like. The coding region runs from base 161 to 2029 and encodes 622 amino acids. Gene Ontology annotation, molecular function: metalloendopeptidase activity. The record is from RefSeq and is a predicted model, not a curated record. Gene Ontology annotation, biological process: proteolysis. The transcript is spliced from 2 exons. Lineage: Eukaryota; Metazoa; Mollusca; Bivalvia; Ostreida; Ostreidae.